AUGGAGACCACACAGACUCUCGGAUCUGCUUCUCUUGUGCACCUCAUUCCACAUGUGCAAACCGAAUUAUCGCCAAUGAUUUUAAAACGGAAGAUCAUUGAUGAUUCUCCCGAUAGCUCGACGCCGCCUUGUAAGAAGCGUAAAAUUCCUCAAGAUCGGUCGACACGCAAAGCAUACACAGACACACCAGAUGGUUCCAUUCCUCCCAGUCCCAAGAGGCGUACUCUCUCCCGUUCAUAUGCAAUUGCUGACCUCGCCGUCCACUCCGAGACUGCAGACCUACCGCGCACAAUUCUCAAAGAGCGUUCGAAACGCAAAGCAUACACAGACACACCAGAUGGCUCCCUUCCUCCCAGUCCCAAGAGGCGUACUCUCUCCCGUUCAUAUGCAAUUGCUGACCUCGCCGUCCACUCCGGGACUGUAGACCUACCGCGCACAAUUCUCAAAGAGCGUUCGAAACGCAAAGCAUACACAGACACACCAGAUGGUUCCCUUCCUCCCAGUCCCAAGAGGCGUACUCGCUCCCGUUCAUAUACGAUUGCUGACCUCACCACUCGCCCGACUGAGGAGCGCAGUCCAGUCCCCUUCCUUUCGCGCGGAACUCCCUUGCCUGCGGUGUCCUUGACUGGACAAGCGAUUUGUUCGCAUUGGCCCUUUCCAAACGAGCUUACAUUGAUGAUCUUCCAAUAUCUGCCUGCGGCAGACCUGCGCUCGAUCACACAAGUCUCGGUCCUCUCAAUGGACCUUGCCGCACCCAUAUAUCUACAUUCCAUAGGCUUACAUGUGGAGCGGACAUGGCUGCAAGUCAACACUCAAACCUGCCUAGCCCUUCCGUUGUACAGUCGCACUAGUUCUUUCUGCGUCCCCCGGUUCCUGCGUUGUGACCUCCAUGGUACUGGUGACCAUGACCUGGCAGCACUCAAGAUCUUCUUGCAGUCCUUGAAAGGUGUUCAGAGUAAACCUAUCUCAUCGGUCAUGUGCUUUGACGCCCCCCCAGGAGUAGAUCUGGCAUCUUUAUUCCAGCUCGUCAAGGAUCUAGGUUGCUUCAGUUUCAGUUAUUCAAGUAGUGAUACAGAGGACUUGUGUACGAUUGUACCUGCUCCUGUUUCUGGAUCGAAUUCAAGUGCAAUAUGUCAUCUCCGGCGAUUAUCGGUGGACUCGCACAUGUUUUUCUCUCCAUGUGUCGCCUCGCUCACCCUCGCAACCUUGCGAGAUUCCCCGUUAACCGACCUCUCGCUCACCCACACUGGAUUGAAUGGCAUUCAGUGGGCUGCGUUACUGCGGAACGUCCACCUCCCGCUGCUUCGAAUGUUCACAGUUGACAUCGAGUGUCCCCCUGAUGUCCUCGCUGAAUUCUUGAUCCGCCAUCAGAAUGUUGGCCAAUUGUGGAUUCAUCCAGGGCAGAAUCUUUUCCCGCCGAAAUCGCAGAAUCAUUCCUUGCAGAAGUUGUCAAGACAGACGUCGCAACAAAUUGACAAUUCCCGUGUACUACACCUGAACGUUCUUGGUGGUCCACCUUGGUACCUCACUUCCCUGCUAGCCACAAUUCAUUCAGCCCCCUGUAUUCGAAACCUCAACCUUCGGUUCGACGAAGAUCUCACCUCUAACCGUUUGUCCGCUGUUCUAGACGUUACCCAACAUUUCUCGAGUAUUCAGGUAUUACAGUUGAGCUUUUUCGAUGCUCCCCAUUAUGCCAACCACUUCGACUUUCCGUGCAACGAACGCCGUACCGUACCUGCGAAACAGUUAACUAUUUCUGUGCAUGGUCCUGAUCCGGAUGGUCUCCUCUUCCAUUGUCGUCCUUGGCUCGACGCCUUUCACGAGCUGGAAAGCGUUGAACUUCGGGCUAAACACACGAAUUCGUUAGAAAGGCUCAAAAUACUUUUUUCUUGUCCGGAUCAUCCUUUUCAGCUUGAGAUCAGCAGUAGUGACUUUUAA
Molecule: messenger RNA, 1938 nt
Organism: Suillus discolor
Lineage: Eukaryota; Fungi; Basidiomycota; Agaricomycetes; Boletales; Suillaceae
Exons: 6
Coding region: 1-1938 (645 amino acids)
Source: RefSeq, a predicted model, not a curated record